Sinocyclocheilus anshuiensis is the source of this 2965-nucleotide messenger RNA. RefSeq names its product rho GTPase-activating protein 24. The record is from RefSeq and is a predicted model, not a curated record. Gene Ontology annotation, molecular function: GTPase activator activity. Gene Ontology annotation, cellular component: focal adhesion. The coding region runs from base 428 to 2302 and encodes 624 amino acids. Gene Ontology annotation, biological process: activation of GTPase activity; negative regulation of ruffle assembly; negative regulation of Rac protein signal transduction. The transcript has 7 exons. NCBI's taxonomy places the organism in Eukaryota, Metazoa, Chordata, Actinopteri, Cypriniformes, Cyprinidae.
UGUCCUCAAAAUAAGGUGUGUACUUGAACAAUGCCUCCUCUUUCAGAAUGAGGACGGUCAUCUGAUUUGGAAUGCUGAUAUAGCCGAUAAGCGCACAUAUCUGAGCUGGAGGGUCAGUGUUGCACAUCAGCAGGAGAGAGAGAGCUUCUCUUCGGUGCACUAAGCCUCAUCACCUUACCUGCAUACCGGAGAGCGAGAGAGAGGGAGGAGGAAAAUCAAAGGGAAAGGAACAUCCAGUUCUAGACCAAACAAGUUUGCAAAACAUGAGCAAAAGGGAUUUAGGUUCAAUGAGGACAUUGGUUCGGUGCCAGGUUCAAGAUCGCUACGAAGACUGAAAACAUCCCAGGGUGAGGUCAGGAUAGUGGAUGUGUCCCAAAAAAAGAAGACAGAGCCACACAGACAUAAUUGAAGAGACAGACAAGAAAAGAUGCCUGAAAACAAGCAGACAAUCCAGCGGACUGGAAGCUAUCUGUCUCACUCUGCUUACAGGAAGAUAAAAAGGGUGCUGAGCUUCAGAAGACGUGUAUUUGGUCAAAGGUUGGAGGAGACAGUCCUGUAUGAGAGGAGGUAUGGGGAUCACAUGGCUCCUUUGGUGGUGGAGCAGUGUGUUGAUUUCAUCCGAGAGCAGGGGCUCACCGAGGUGGGACUCUUCAGGCAGCCCGGCCAGGCCACCCUGGUUAAAGAGCUACAGGAAGCUUUUGAUGCUGGGGAGAAACCAUCUUUUGACAGCAGCACAGAUGUCCACACAGUAGCAUCUUUGCUAAAGCUAUACCUCAGGGAGCUGCCUGAACCUUUGGUGCCAUUUUCCCGCUAUGAAGAGUUUCUUGUAUGUGGCAAAAGAAUCUCCUCAGACAGAGAAAAGGGUUUGCAAGACUUGAGGAGUCUCCUUUAUGAGCUACCUGUAGCAAACUUCAACCUCCUGAAAUACAUCUGCCAAUUCUUAAAUGAUGUGCAGUCAUACUCCAAUGUCAACAAGAUGAGUAUCCAGAACUUGGCAACUGUUUUUGGGCCAAAUAUCCUAAGGCCUAAAGCUGAGGACCCAGAAAGUAUCAUUGGAGGGGCAGCAGAUGUGCAACAUCUAAUGUCUGAACUGAUCCGUGAGCACAGCUUGCUCUUCUCCCGAGAGAACUGCAACCCUCCUGAAACAUCUUUACAAGCUGCCCUCCCCAUACAAAGACACAGUCACCUUGUGGAAUGGGUGCACGAACCACCUGCCCACCUGAGGGAACCUCUGUUGAGCAAAGAUCACAUGGUCCUUCCGGAUCAGACUGUAGCCUGUCCACAUAAACACUCUCUACCGUUAAACACAAAGAGGAGAGAGUCUUUUCAAAGCCCUUGUGACAAAAACAUUACCCAUUCAUCAGAGACAGAGCAACAAUUUCAAGAGAACUCUUCACCAACCAGCUCUGCUCUGAUUUAUGACAACUACAGUCAGAACAGCCCAGCACAAGAAUCUCUCCAUACAAGACAUGUACCUACACCCUCCACCCCACUACCUGCCUGCACUUCUUUGAGCAAAGAACUGGAAGCUGGAGUUCAAAUAUGUAUGCAGUCAAGGAGCUGGCCUGACAUGGAAGAACCCAGCUGGGGACCAGAAAAAGCACUAGGGGAAAGUGGAGGCAGCAGUGAAGCCCAGGAUAGUACCUUAUCUGUCUAUGACAACAUAGUUACUAAGGAGCAAGGGGAGCAAUAUAUAGAAGACAGGGAGGCCAAAGGUACUGCCAGUGUGGCUGAGAGCAGCAGCUCUUGGUCCUCCUGUGAGAUCGUGCCUUUGGAUGGGGGCAGUGGGAGCGGUGGAGCUGCAAGCCCUUGCAAUGUCUCCUCAGAACAAUUCUCCUCAUUCAGAAUGGACUCUAGAGAGGAAGAGCUUCGUCCUAACUCCCCUGCCUCAUCCUCUGCUCCUACAGAUGCGCCUUUAAGCACCGGCAGCAGCGAAGUCUUUUUACCAAAUGCUCCCCAAGAGCCCCUGGUCUUUCCAGCUUCCCAUGCAAUGCAGUGCCUUGUUGCAGGGCUUCGUCAACAGAUGACCAGGCAAAAGGCAGAAUACGAUGCAAAAAUCAACAGGCUGGAGCAGAGGAACAAGGUACUUCAGGGGGAAGUUGCAGGGCUGUGCUCAACUCUGGAGCAGCAGCGGCGCUGGGUCAGUGUGGCUGAGAUCAAGAUGAGAAAUGUAGAGCGAGCCCGUGCAGACGCCGAUAGACGGAACACCACUCUGCAACAGGAAAUGGAGCAGUUCUUCGAAACAUUUGGCGAGCUUAACACAGAGGCCCGGAAAACCAGUCGCAUUGUUCAGAGUUUUUGAAACAUUCAUGUGCUGUGCUACAAGACCAACCUUAGUAGCAUAUUAAGGUUUCAUUGUUUUAAAGCAGUGAUUUUCAACUCUGGUCAUGGAGUUACCCCCAGUAGCAUACAUUUUUGAUGUCUUUCUUAUAUGAUACCUCCAUUCCAAGUCUGGGUGUUUCUACCAACAAACGGAGUUGAAUUCGGAAGACAUAAAACAUGUUCAGUGUUACAAGUACUCCAAGUCCAGGGUUGGGAAACAGCUAUAUUAAAGUAAUAACUGCUAAAAAAAAACAGGAGUCUUUUUCAGGGCUGUAGAAAUGAGGAUGCAUUCCUGAGGGAAACCAUUUCCCCACUUUCAAGUACAGUUCUGUUGCCUGAACGACUGUGCAGACCAGCAUGUUUAAAAUAAUACUAAAGGCAAUUUUUUGCCAUUUAAGUGAUCAAAAACAAUGGAAUGACCCAAAGUAGGAUAAAAUUUCAUGUCUAGUAAGCAUGGAUGCCAUAUUUGAGAAAAGAGAUUCUAAUGAAAACUAGACCCUAGGGAUGCUCUUAAUAUAAAUGAGCUCGGACUUAAAAAGUUUCUACCCUGACUGAGGGUCACUGUACAUUUUAUUUAAUUGGGACCCGUGUAGAUAACACAAGACAGUCAUACCUUGAACACAAACUGUUCAUACACUGAAUG